Molecule: messenger RNA, 606 nt
Organism: Haliotis rufescens (red abalone)
Lineage: Eukaryota; Metazoa; Mollusca; Gastropoda; Lepetellida; Haliotidae
Product: lysozyme c-1-like
Exons: 6
Coding region: 68-508 (146 amino acids)
Source: RefSeq, a predicted model, not a curated record
CCCGGGAGCGGGUAUAUAAACUCGCGCAAACGCCCGGCGUCAAUCUUCAUUAUACUCCAUUACAGGAAUGAUGGGACCAACCACUAUUCUCUCGCUCUUGGCAGUCGCCAUGAUGACAGUUGACGGCAGAAUCUACUCGAAGUGCGCCCUGGCCAGCGAGUUGGUCAGUCAGCACGGCAUCAACAGGGACGACGCCCCUGACUGGGUGUGCAUGGCGUUUGCCGAAUCCACCCUCAAUACGGCGGCAACCAACGCCAACAGCGGAGGCUCCAGCGACUACGGUAUCUUCCAGGUCAACAGCAAAUGGAACUGCGACCCCCAGGACGGUAGAAAGACCUACAAUGGCUGCGGACACCCUUGCUCCGACUAUCUGAACAGCAACAUCGGUGACGACGUCAAGUGCGUCAAACAGCUACUUCGGGAACACCGCGGCUGGGGCUUCUCAUACGGGCAUGGCGCACAGUGUAGCUCUGUGACCAGCAGCUACUUGAGCGGAUGUACCUACUGAAUUGUCAUCCGGGCGUGUCACGACAGUCGCCAGGGCAACAUCUUUUAAUGAGAUUGGAGCGACGUUGUCCUUCUCUUGAAUAAAAGCAAUCAAAGAUA